GUCAGGAUGUGGCGCGGAAGUACGGCGUUCUGCCAUGCCGACGUUCCUCGUCAUGAAAUCCGGCUCAGUAGUCGACGCCAUCCGCGGCGCCAACCCUUCCGCCCUCACAGCCGCCGUACGCAAAGCCGCAAAUGACGCCGGAGCCAAAUCGAGCGCCGCUUUUCAGUCGAAGGGAUAUACACUGGGAUCUUCAUCACAACCAAGCAGGCCCGUCAACGAAUCGCCUUUUGCGGGAUUGUAACGCAUGAUGUCGGGCAACGGCGGCCUAGGAGAUAUCGCGGUUCGGUUCGUAGCGCUGUACGUCAUCAGCCUGCUGUCGUUCGAUGGAUACCGCGCCGCCGAGGAGAGCCCCUUCAGCGUGCGAGCGAGAAGGUGAAGUGCGAUACAAAGUGGACUGGUGCAUGGAGUUACAAGGCAUCUGGGUUUCGGUAUCAGCGGCAUUACCGGAGGCGUACGUGGCAUAGGAUAUA
Molecule: messenger RNA, 470 nt
Organism: Lindgomyces ingoldianus
Lineage: Eukaryota; Fungi; Ascomycota; Dothideomycetes; Pleosporales; Lindgomycetaceae
Exons: 2
Coding region: 35-241 (68 amino acids)
Source: RefSeq, a predicted model, not a curated record